Molecule: messenger RNA, 1248 nt
Organism: Penicillium nucicola
Lineage: Eukaryota; Fungi; Ascomycota; Eurotiomycetes; Eurotiales; Aspergillaceae
Exons: 6
Coding region: 1-1248 (415 amino acids)
Molecular function (GO): FAD binding; monooxygenase activity
Source: RefSeq, a predicted model, not a curated record
AUGCCUUCUCGCACCGACUCUCCUCUUCAAGUCGCCGUUAUCGGCGCAGGCCUCGGAGGCCUUGGCGCCGCAGUCGCUCUCCGCCGUCAAGGCCAUGCGGUCACUGUUUAUGAGCGAUACGAUUUUGCCGGUGAAGUUGGCGCAUCGCUGAGUGCGGCAUCGAACGGAUCUCGCUUUUUGGAAGAAUGGGGUGUGGAUGUCAAGGGAGCCAAGCCGGUCAUUCUCAAACAACUCAUUAUGCAUAAUUGGAGUGAUGGGGAUGUACAGAGCACAUAUCCACUUGGCGAUUAUAAGUCUAAAUUCGGCACAGACUAUAACAACUUCCAUCGCAUUGAUAUCCACAAGGAACUCUUGAAAUCUGCCUUUGAGGCACCUGGAGAAGGUCCUAAGUGUGAGCUCAAGGUGAACUUCAAAGCGAUAGAAGUCAAUGCAGAGGAAGGUGUACUACGCUUCGAAAAUGGCACUGAAGCGUCGGCCGAUAUUAUUGUAGCUGCAGAUGGCAUUCGGUCCCUGACAAGAAACAUGAUAGGAAUCACCCCAGACUUUGAAAUGUCAACUUCAUGCUGCUACCGCUGUAUUAUUGGCGCCGACAAGCUUCGCUCACUUGGUCUGGAAGAUUAUAUCUCUAACGAGGCAAUCGAGUACUGGGGAGGAUACGGCAUCAACAAGAUUGUGAUGUCUCCAUGCAGCAACGGAGAAGUAGUAAGCUGUUACUGUUUCUAUCCUGCGUCACACAACAAUGUGCGCGACGAUGGAUGGAAUAUCAGUGCCACGCCACAGCAAUUGGUGGACACAUUCCCAGAUUUGGACCCCAGAAUGAAGACACUGAUGUUGAAUGCUGAGGACAUCAAGAUGUGGCGAUUGUACAAGCACCAGCCUUAUCCGUACUGGGUGAAGGGUAAGGUGUGUCUCUUGGGCGAUGCUGCCCACCCUAUGAUGCCCGAUCAAUCGCAAGGGUCAUGUAUGGCAUUUGAAGAUGCGGGAGCGUUGGGACUGGUGUUUAACAAGAAUUUCCGUGACGACUACGGAGUUCUCGAAGGACUGAAGCUCUAUGAGAGAUUACGCAAGGGUCGCGCUACACGCGUGCAAGAAGCAAGUUUCAGAGCGCGCGAGAAUCUCAGUGAGAGAAUUGGGUGGAGUUCUUCUACGGAUCGACCGGGAAAACUCACUAUUGAGGAGGUUUGUGGUUAUAAUAUGAGGGAUCAUUUGGCUGAGUUGGUUGCUGAGGAAAAAGGGGCUCGGGUCUGA